CAUCUGAUCGGCACUGUCUCCGCACGCUAUUUGCUCCGUGCUUGUUGCGCCUCACAGUCUAUGGUUGCGACGAGCUAGAAAAUUGACAUUCCCUCUUUUAAAAGUGCUUAUUUUCAUUAAAUUGCAGUUUAUGUAGUAUACGUAAGGAAUACCGACUAUGCUCACGGUUUUAUUGCCCUUCUUCCCCGUUUUGUUAAAUAAAGCUACCUGUCAGAUUAAGCUAACAGGGGUUAGCUUGUUGUUGUUAGUGAGCAGCAGGUGAACGACAUUCUGCAGAGUUUGCAGGUUUCGCGUUGACAACAUAGGAUAGUUAAUGGCAUCCCGGCAACCUUUUACUGACACGGACACUGCCGAUGAGGCGGUGAGGGCGACCUGUGACGAUGCAACGACAUGCAAAAGGUUUGCUACCAGUAAAAGUUACUGGAAGGACCCAUAUAUCCAGUAUUUUGCCAGAUCUGUAGGGGAACGGAAGGCGCCUGAAAUCAAUAGAGGUUACUACGCCCGUGUUCAAGGAGUGAACCGCCUGCUCGAUGCGUUUAUAAGGAAAGCAGAGUGUGAUUGUCAAGUAAUCAACCUAGGUGCUGGACUGGACACCACGUUUUGGAGACUAAAGGAUGAAAACCUCAUGCCAAGGAAGUUCUUUGAAGUUGACUUCCCAACAGUUGUGUCCAGAAAAAUACACAAUAUUAAGACAAAACCGCCCCUUUCCAAACCCCUCAUCGAAACCCACUCCACAGACGCCCUGCUGCUAGACGCCCACAGCCUGGAUUCAGAUCGUUACUGCAUCAUCGGAGCGGACCUCAGAGACAUCUCCAGUUUGGAUGAAAAACUGAAAAAGUUCCAGCUCAAUCCAGAAUUACCCACAUUGCUCCUCUCAGAGUGUGUGCUGGUCUACAUGACGCCCUCCCAAUCCUCCAAUAUAGUUCACUGGGCAGCAGAAACCUUCCACACCGCCAUGUUCAUCAACUACGAGCAGGUAAACAUGAGCGAUCGGUUUGGCCAGGUGAUGAUCGAAAACCUGCUGCGUCGCCAGUGCACCCUGUCAGGAGUGGAGGCCUGCCAGUCUCUGGACUCUCAGAAGGAGCGGUUCCUGAAGACGGGCUGGGAGCAUGCUGAUGCUCUGGACAUGAUGACCGUCUACAGUAUGCUGCCUCAGGAUGACGUGGCGAGAAUUGAGAGCCUUGAGUUCCUGGAUGAGAGGGAGCUUUUACAACAGCUGCUUCAACACUACAGCAUCUGCUGGGCCACCAAGGACAGGCUCAAUCUGGGUCUGUCGCAGUUGGGAUUUUGAGCAUUGAACCGCUUCUCUGUUGGACUUGCUUUCACAUGUGCGUGCGCCAAAAUCAACAACUGGAGAAGAUGUGUAAAAGGGAGUAAUUGAGGAAAAACCCAUUCUCCAUCAAGCCCUCGACCUGGAGCUGUUCCGUUGUGAAAACUUCCCGUGUCAGCAGAAUUGCCAUUUAAUGAGCGUCCUUCUGUGACCCAGAGUUACGGUCAUGUUGAGAGCUGUGGUGACGACUGAGACUUAAAGUUUGCUUUAUUCAUUAAAGAAUGUAUGAAGUUUGAAGAAUUUAAAAUGUUCAAUCUGUCUCAUCUGCUAUGUGUCAUUUUGAUGUUUUUUUUUUUUUUAAAUGAAUUGUUCUUGCCAGACUCAUUGUUUUUACAAAACACACACGUCAUAGAACAAGUGUCUAAUAGCAAGGCGUCCAUUACAUGGUUACUUAACGUUUGCCUGUAAAAUGUUUUCCAAGAAGACAUUACAGAUUAGUUCGUGACUACUUUGAGGAAUGUGGAAAGUACAGUUGAAUAAAUCUUUCCUUUUGAAUAAGACAGUGUAGCUCUGAUCAUUUAUGUGCUCUGUUGUUAUGAACUUAUCACUUUAUUAUCAGCAGUGAGAGGAACAAGCUAAUGACAGAAGAUUCUCCAUUUUUAAAGACAUUAAGCUUAAUCGUGAUUAACAUCUACAAGUUUAUGAGGGGUUUUGUACUUAGCUAAUUUGGCUCUCAUAAGCGCUAUGCUAAAUAGCUGUAAUUAGCAUUAAGCAGCUAAAGAGGCAGAUAUCCCCCUCAGGUUAGGGGAGGUAGUGGACUUAAAUUGAUCAGGGAGCAAGAAUAAACGUGUCAAAUUGAACAUAGGUUGUUUCAAACUUUCUGGACAGGGACGUGUUUGUUAAAGAAACAACACUGGAAUGCACAUUUCAAGACUUCACAUUUCAGUUAUUGAACUUUGGCAGCCAUCUGAUCGCUGAUAAUAAAAACACAUGGGGGAAAGUUGUCAGGGUCCCAGGAUCACUAACAUUAUGAGGGGUCAUCUCGACAGUUCAAAUUGCAUAAGACACUGGAAGGUGGAUGUUGUAAAUGAUGCUUGAAUGGUAAAAAACUUGUUUAGCUGCUGCCCGUUUGAGAGGUGUCAUAGACCAUCACAUCAGUGGGUUAAAGCUGUAGAUUUCAUGGUGAAUUCAUGAAAAAUAAAAAAUGGUAACAAAGGA
This is a messenger RNA of Labrus bergylta (ballan wrasse), 2488 nucleotides long. It is a transcript of the gene lcmt1, whose product is annotated as leucine carboxyl methyltransferase 1. NCBI's taxonomy places the organism in Eukaryota, Metazoa, Chordata, Actinopteri, Labriformes, Labridae. Gene Ontology annotation, molecular function: protein C-terminal leucine carboxyl O-methyltransferase activity. Gene Ontology annotation, cellular component: cytosol. Gene Ontology annotation, biological process: C-terminal protein methylation. The record is from RefSeq and is a predicted model, not a curated record.